Mustela erminea (ermine) is the source of this 6292-nucleotide messenger RNA. RefSeq names its product dynein cytoplasmic 1 light intermediate chain 1 (gene DYNC1LI1). The record is from RefSeq and is a predicted model, not a curated record. Gene Ontology annotation, cellular component: centrosome; cytoplasmic dynein complex. Bases 170 to 1744 code for a protein of 524 amino acids. Gene Ontology annotation, molecular function: dynein heavy chain binding. Lineage: Eukaryota; Metazoa; Chordata; Mammalia; Carnivora; Mustelidae. The transcript is spliced from 13 exons. Gene Ontology annotation, biological process: microtubule-based movement; microtubule cytoskeleton organization.
UCGGUCAGUCCCGGCAGAGCCCGCGGCUCCGCCCCCGCAGGCCCCGCCCCGCUCCCGUGUGCCGAAUGCUCCAUAUCCGGGUUCCCGCCGCCGCCGCCGCCGCCGCCACAGCCGCCGCCGCCGCUUCCCUCAUUCAGCUUUGCCGGGAGUGGUGUGAUUCCCGACCAAGAUGGCGGCUGUGGGGCGAGUCGGGUCCUUCGGUUCCUCUCCGCCGGGAUUAGCCUCGACUUACACUGGGGGCCCCUUGGCUAACGAGCUAACGUCGGGCAACGGCGGCGCCGCAGCGGGCGACGACGAGGACGGGCAGAACCUUUGGUCCUGCAUCCUCAGCGAGGUCUCCACCCGCUCGCGCUCCAAGCUCCCAGCGGGGAAGAACGUACUGCUGCUGGGUGAAGAUGGAGCUGGGAAAACAAGCUUAAUAAGAAAAAUUCAGGGAAUAGAAGAGUACAAGAAAGGAAGAGGCUUGGAAUAUUUGUACUUAAAUGUUCAUGAUGAAGACAGGGAAGAUCAAACAAGAUGUAAUGUAUGGAUCUUAGAUGGAGACCUGUAUCACAAGGGCCUCCUUAAAUUUUCACUGGAUGCCAUUUCUCUGAAGGACACUCUAGUUAUGCUAGUUGUGGAUAUGUCAAAGCCUUGGACUGCUUUGGAUUCUCUACAGAAAUGGGCAAGUGUUGUUAGAGAACAUAUUGACAAAUUGAAAAUUCCUCCUGAAGAAAUGAAAGAAAUGGAACAAAAGUUGAUUAGAGACUUCCAAGAAUAUGUAGAGCCGGGAGAAGAUUUUCCAGCCUCUCCUCAGAGAAGAAAUACUGGGUCACAGGAAGACAAAGACGACAGUGUGGUUUUACCUCUGGGUGCGGACACACUUACACAUAACUUGGGCAUCCCAGUACUAGUAGUUUGCACAAAGUGUGAUGCCAUUAGUGUAUUGGAGAAAGAACAUGACUACAGAGAUGAACAUUUUGAUUUUAUUCAGUCACAUAUCCGGAAGUUUUGUUUACAAUAUGGUGCAGCGCUUAUUUACACUUCAGUAAAAGAAAACAAAAAUAUAGAUUUAGUAUAUAAAUAUAUCGUUCAGAAACUGUAUGGAUUUCCCUAUAAGAUUCCUGCUGUUGUUGUGGAAAAAGAUGCAGUGUUUAUUCCAGCAGGGUGGGAUAAUGAUAAGAAAAUAGGAAUAUUACAUGAAAAUUUUCAGACAUUAAAGGCAGAAGAUAAUUUUGAAGACAUUAUAACUAAGCCACCUGUCCGAAAGUUUGUCCAUGAGAAGGAAAUUGUGGCAGAAGAUGACCAAGUGUUUCUUAUGAAGUUACAGUCCCUUUUAGCAAAGCAGCCACCAACUGCAGCUGGAAGGCCUGUGGAUGCCUCACCGAGAGUCCCAGGAGGCUCCCCUCGAACACCAAACCGAUCCGUGUCAUCCAAUGUUGCCAGUGUGUCACCCAUCCCUGCAGGGUCAAAAAAAAUUGAUCCAAACAUGAAAGCUGGAGCUACAAGUGAAGGUGUCCUGGCAAAUUUCUUCAAUAGUUUGCUGAGUAAAAAGACUGGCUCUCCAGGAGGCCCAGGUGUGGGCAGUGGUAGCCCUGGAGGUGGGGCUGGAGGUGGAAGCAGUGGUUUACCACCAUCUGCCAAGAAAUCCGGCCAGAAGCCUGUCCUGUCAGAUGUUCACGCAGAACUAGACAGAAUUGCACGCAAACCAGUUACAGUUUCUCCUACAACACCUACGUCUCCUGCAGAAGGAGAAGCUUCUUGAAGAUACCAAAUAAAGCCAUUUAUUCAGUUUUCUGGGAUAAUGUAAACUGGCCUCUGCCUUCUCCUUCAAAAGUGGAAUUAGGGAAUUGGAGUGCUUUUUCAGAUGGACUAAAUUUCUUUCUUUCUUUUUUUUUGUGGUUGCCCAUUUUUAUAAAAGGAAGCUAUACAGAAGAAAAAUUAUUCUACACUACGUAGGAUUGCUGUUUGCAUUGCCACUUUGCAUAAGGAAAUAAUUUUGGAUUUUGAAAAACUCAAAAUUUAUAGGUCAGAAAUAUAGCCAUGUGAUCAUACUCUACGGGCUAUUUAAAACAUAAGAGGGUUUAGGAAAGGCAGAAAAUAAUAUGCUUUGGGCAUUUGACUGACUUGGAAGUCCAAGCUUGUUUUAGUUAAGACUGUUAAAAUCGUUUGAAAAAUUGUGUUAGUUUUGCUGGAAAAGAGAAGAUGAUCAGUUGUCAGAUUUUCCACACCAACGUAAAUAUAACACCACACAUGAAAUAUGCUGAGAAAACUAUCAGAUAGCAUUUUAUACACUAGUCAUUGUCUCAAUCCACAAUCCUGUAAUUUGUCAUCAAAAUAUGAUUUUGAAAUACUGGCCGAGAUUCAUUUCUUUAACUGAGAAGAAAAGAAAGCACACUGCCUAAAUGGAUAAAAGAAAAAUGCAGAGGUUAUUAAAAUGUAAAGAGGUAACAGUCUUUGGAUUUGUCUAUCUAUAUCUAUAUCAACAUAUAGGUAUAGAUAUAUAUAUGGCUCUGCCUUAAUAUACCCCUUUUUUGUUUGUGACUUUGAACUGUAAUCAGUUAAUAAAGUAUUUAUUCUCUGCAUUCAGGUUCAAAUAACUUGCUGCAUUCUCUUACACAUAAUUUGUAUUUAUUGGACAAUGAUUAAGAUUCAUUAGUAUGUUGAGAUGUUAGACUUAAUAGGAUUAUAUUAAGUAUUCUGAUCUUUGUAAGAGACAAGUGAAUACAUGAGAUUCACUAUCCUAUAAGUUUCCUUAAAUUGGGAGUUUACCUUGAUCAGCACAUCUUCCCCACAAGCAUGUCUUGAACUACAGGAUCUUAUGUUAGCAUUUCUAGUAGAUAAAAUGUAGCCUUUUAUCAUUAUUUAUUGGGCAGAAACUGAUUUAAAAGCUUGGCAGAUGCACUGACACAUAGGUCCUUUCUCACAGGUAAGAACACCUGUUAGUAGUUCCACCUGAAUUUUCAGUACUGUUUUUAAAUGCUUGUUUUAGAACCUUCAUAAGAACAAUUUGACUUCUUACUGAAAUUCAACUAGAGAACACAUGCACAUUUAACUUUAUUGAACAAAUGGCUAUUGCCCUUUACAUUGGCCUUCGUUAUUACUUUAAAAUAAAUACUCCAAAGAUUUUUUUCUUCAGCAAAAUGUUUGAGGAAAAUACCUCUACUAUCUAACAUAAUCCUUUCAUUAAAACUUUAAAAUCUUUACUUUUAGACAGUAGUUGGCUCCUAAUAGUUGAGUGUAAAUGCUAAAAAUACAUGAGAGGAUAAUAAUUUGUUUCAAGAUGGGAAAAACUUAGGUUGUUCACAGGCAUGGAAAAAUGAAUUUGUAAAAGCAUUUUUGCUUGAGGAAAUAGGAGACGAAAAGUGCCACUGAUAGAAUCUUUAGUCUGGAAAGGGUUCUGCAGUCAUGGUGUUGUAAAGAGAUUAUUUUGAAGUAGUGCUUGAUGAAAUAAGGGAGACUAAUGAAAGAAAAUCACUGACUGGGCAUCAUGGUAUACUUCGGUAUGUCUGCUGUGUUUGCAUGUCUAGGCCAACUCAUUCUUUUCUGUGUGACAUUGGAGAUGUACUAGAAAAUCCUUGGAAUUAAUUGAGUCAUUAGCGGAAAGAACUGUAAUUAUUCAUUUUAUAGGGUAUUCAGUUUUAACUAAUCUGCAACCUUAUGUUUACCAUGUUUAAAUCUUAAACCAAUUUUUCCCCUAUUUUUUGCAAGAAUUUGUUUUUAAACUACUUAAAUCUUUUUGUUUUUAGGCACUUUUUAUUGACAUAUACAUUAGAGAGAAGUAUACAGAUUACAGGUUACAUGGUUUGAAAGACCACUAAUCAGCACCAAGAUCAAGACAGACAUUACUGGCAUCCUAUAUGCUUCCUAUGUGCCCUCCUCAUCAGCACCCCUGCCUAACCCACCAAGUGACCAAUGCCCCAACUUCCACAUAGAUAAGUUUUAUUUAUUUUUAAGCUUUAUACAAAUGGGAUCUUAGAGUUAUAUUCUUUUGGUGCAAGUCUUUCCAAUUUUAGUUCUCCGACACAUCAACCAAUGCAUGUAGCAAUAAUAAUAAUCCGUCUUCAUUGCCUCAUAAUACUCCACCAUGCAAAUAUGCUAUAAUUUAUCCAUUAUGCUAUUGAUGGGUGUAUAUUAAUUUCGUAUUGCUGCUGUAACAAGUUACCACAAUUUAGUGGCUUAAAACCGUACAAAUUUAUGAUCUUACCAUUCUGGGGGUCAGAAGUCCAAAAUCAGUCUUAUUGGGCUGAAGUUAAAGUGUCAGCAGUGCUGAUUUCAUUUGGAGGCUCCAAGGAGCAUCCGUUUCCUUCCUUUCCAGCUUCUAGAGGCUGCUUGCAUUCCUUGGGUUCCUGGCCCCUUCUCCAUCUUCAAGGCCAACCGCAUAGCAUCUUCAGCUGGGUGCGUCUGCCACAUGGCUUCUCACUGUGAACCUGCUGCCUCCCUCGUGUCAGCAACUGUGUGAUUAACUUGGGCCCACCUGAGCAAUCCAAUGUAAGCUCCCUCAACACUUCACUCUCCUUGCUAGCAUAGCAUGGAUUCUGAAGAGAAAUUGGGCGUCAUUCUUAUCUUUGCUCCUCCGUAGGUGGUUUUUUUUUUCCCCUUUGGCUUCUUUCAAGGUUUUUUGUCUUUGAUUUUAUGCGGUUUGCUAUGUUAUGCCUAGGUAUGUUUUUUUGGAAUUUAUCCUUUGUGUUCUGUAAACUUUCUGGAUUUGUGGUUUAGUGUCUUGACAUUAAUUUGGGGGAAAUUCUUAGUCAUUAUUGCUUCAAAUAUUUUUCUGUUCCUUUCUUCUCGUAAUUCCAUUAUAUAUAUAUAUGUUACAUCUUUGUAGUCCCACUAUUUUAGGAUAUUCUGUUCCUUGCCCCUCUCCCCCUCCAGUCUUUUUUUCUAUUUGCUUUUUAGUACUGGAAGUUUCUAUUAACAUAUAUUGUCACCCAGAGAUUCUUUCUGCAUCUAUAUCAUGUCAACUAAUUAGCCCAUGGAAAGUACUUUUCAUUUCUGUUAUAGUUUUUUUUUUAACUCUACCUUUGUUUUUUAUUCUUCCUUAGAAUUUACAUCUGUUUGCUUAUUAUUACCUGUGUGUUCUUGCAUGUUGCCUACUUUUUCUGUUAGAGCCCUUAGCAUAUUAAUCAUAGUUGUUUUAAAUUCAUGACCUGAUAAUUCAUCAUUUUUGCCAUAUUUGAUUCUGAUUCUCAUGCUGCUUCUGUCUCUUCAAAAUACUUUUUGCCUUUUACUAUGCUUUGUAAUUUUCUGUUGAUAGCUGGACGUGAUACACUGGGUAAAAACUACUCCAGUGAAUAGACCGUUAGUAAUGAGGUGGUCAGGUGUUGGGGGGAGGAGAAGCAUUCCCUAGUCCUGUGGUUAGGUGUCAGUGAACCUGCACCCCUGGGCUGUGAACUUCACAAGUCCUUCCCAGACUGCAUUUCCACCCCCAAGGCCUUACACCUGAGGUGGACAGGAUGGCUAGAUGGGGAACACCAGGGGAUUUUUCUCAUUUUUCCCUUUGACAUCCUGGUAGAGCUCAUGGAGGUAAAACUCACAAAAGCGUGGGGAACCCCCUGUGACUGGGGGUUUUUAACUCACAGACUUGACUGCUGUUAGUCUCCAGCAACUUGUCAAUUACAGUUUAGACUUUCUUACCCCAGAACUCUCACCCUCAGAGGUUUCUGCUUGGGAGUUUCUAGUUAAGCAAGUUGUUAUUCUAUGUCCACUUGCCAAUCUCUAAUUCAGGGGACAAGGGUUGGCCCUGGGACCUCACUUCUCUGACAAAUCUAAAAAGAGUAGAUUUUUCAGUUCAGCCUUUUGCUCGUUAGAGUGUAGAGAUGACUUUCAAACUCCUUCCUUGCUGGCUUGGAAACUGGAAGUCUCAUUUCUCCUUCUCAAAAUCCUAAAUACAUCUGCAGAGUCCCUUUGCCAAACAAGGUAGGUCCCCAGGGAUUAGGAUAUGGACAUCUUUGUAGGAUCAUCAUUAAGCCUCCCUACAGGAUGUUAGCAGCUUUCAGCUUUUCCAGUGCUAUUAUGAAUUGUGCUGUUAUGAACACUCAGAUGUGUCUGGUGGGAAAUACGUUCUAAUUUCUAUUGCAUAUGUACGUAGAUGUGGAUUGCUAGGUCCAAAGACUAUGUGUAUACUCAGCUUUAGUAGAUAAUGCCAGUUUUUCCAAAAAGGUAUAAGAAUUUCCAUUCCUGGGAGAAGAUAUUUGUAAAUGAUAUAUCUAAUAAGUCUAGUAUCCAGAUUAUGCAAAGAAUUCUUACAACUCAAGGAACCUAAACUUAAAAUGGUCAAAGAAUUUGAAUAGACAUUUCUCAAAAAAAAAAA